Molecule: messenger RNA, 786 nt
Organism: Phytophthora infestans T30-4
Lineage: Eukaryota; Oomycota; Peronosporomycetes; Peronosporales; Peronosporaceae
Exons: 8
Coding region: 1-786 (261 amino acids)
Biological process (GO): sphingolipid biosynthetic process
Cellular component (GO): endoplasmic reticulum membrane
Molecular function (GO): 3-dehydrosphinganine reductase activity
Source: RefSeq, a predicted model, not a curated record
AUGGAGAGCGGCUGGAUCGCCCUCAUCGUCUUGGUGGGCGCUUGCGUUUUUUCGUGGCUCUGGUCGCUGCUAACGGCGCCACGUUUUAGUGUCCACGGCAAGCACGUGCUUUUCACUGGUACUGAAACUCCGCUCGGACUGGCAGUUGCCAAGAAGUAUGUCAAGAAGGGAGCAAAUGUGACGCUGAUUGGCCCUGCGAUGGAAAUUCUCGAGGCAACACAAAGUGAACUCCAGAAAUCCAAGAGGCUAACGCCACGAGCCACGGAUCACGUCGUGUACGCAGCCAGCAGACGCAUCAAGCCCGGAUACUUCUGGGAGCAGGAUGUUGCAUCGAUGAAGGAGGCGAUGGAUGUCAACUACCUUGGUGCGGUUGCUGCUCUGCCGGCGAUGAUUAAAGCGAAAACCCGUGGACGGAUCGUGUUCGUGAGUAGUGUGGACAGUCUCGAAUUUCCUGUUGGUUGUGGUGCCUGCAGUGGCUCGAAAAGUGCCAUUCGAGGACUGGCGGAUAGCUCGCGCAACGAACUACUGCAGUAUAACAUGUCUGUGGCGGCUAUUCCACAUUCACAGAUCAAAGUCUGGCAGCAACGAAAUCGUGAAGUCGACAAGCAGGCGCAGGUGGUUGUUAUCGAUGGUCUGUGGCUUGGCCAGUACUCGAUCACUACCACGUGGAACGGCUUUUUGCUCCGCAUGCUCAGCAACGGCGUCGAGCCGCGCAACAACAACUUUCUAGAGUGUAUUUUUCCUCUUCUUUGCCGGAUGCACCGCCUCGUGCUGGCUCACGUCUAA